Siniperca chuatsi (mandarin fish) is the source of this 9152-nucleotide messenger RNA. It is a transcript of the gene macf1b, whose product is annotated as microtubule actin crosslinking factor 1b. Gene Ontology annotation, cellular component: intermediate filament; focal adhesion; cytoplasm. The transcript is spliced from 40 exons. NCBI's taxonomy places the organism in Eukaryota, Metazoa, Chordata, Actinopteri, Centrarchiformes, Sinipercidae. The coding region runs from base 1542 to 7259 and encodes 1905 amino acids. The record is from RefSeq and is a predicted model, not a curated record. Gene Ontology annotation, biological process: cytoplasmic microtubule organization; intermediate filament cytoskeleton organization; hemidesmosome assembly. Gene Ontology annotation, molecular function: calcium ion binding; microtubule binding; structural molecule activity.
AGGGAAUGGACGGAGGCAGCUGUCACUUAACAUGUGAAUGUUCCGAGGGCGGCCCAGGGGUCUUUAGAAAACUCUCCUUUUUUUGCCCCCCACCCAUCCCAUUUUUCAAGCAGAAGCAGCAUGGAGUUUCUGAGCCACAGUCAAACCCAGAGGAGGGGCUUUGUUAGAUGAGCUGGGGGAGAGAGUGAGAGAAAAAUCCUGGGGAAGGUAAAGGGGGCACUUUGCCGCCUAGCUGCCUGGUACAUGAGCAACCUGAGCAGCAGCAGCAGCGCUGGUGAGAAUGCCACCGCCUUGUCGUUAUAUGGAACUGACACAAUCUGACCUCCAUGUGAAAACUGCUCUUGGCUGGGAACUGUGGGAGUUCAACUGAGCCGUUGGAAUACAUUGUCUCCAUCUGGGCGCGCUAUCCCAUCGGCGGUGUUAACAAGGAAGGAAUUCCUCUAUCACAGCUCCCACAACAAAGAAGAAAGGGAGAGGAGCAGAGCUGGUGGGAGGAGAAGUGAAGUGAGGGGAGGGGAGGGGUACCCUGUGAGGGGAGAGGAGGACAUUGUUUGCCUGUGACUGUGGGCAACGGAAAAGCAUGAGUUAUCAGGGCAUGUGUGAGUGUGUUUAGAAAGUGUGUUUGUAUGUGGGCAUGUCUGAAUGAGUGUGUGUUGGAGGGAGUAUGCAUGUGUCUGUGUGUAUGAGGAGUCUUCAGUUUGGGAUGUUGGAGCCGGGAGGCCGUUCAAAGGAUGCUCAAACAAAGCUGGAUUUUUUUUUCCUUUCUCUCCUUUUUGAAUGGUGAUUGAGGACUGGCUGGAUUCCUUUACUCAUGCUGUUUGGCUCAACUGUGGUUCAGGGUAGCGGAAGGAUCUUCCGCAUGCAUGGCCAAGGGGCCUUACCUGCCCUAUUACCUCACUAGCCUCUGGGCUGAAGGAUUAUGGGUAACCUCAUCAGCCGGCCCAGCUGCCUGGGCCAGAAGUCCAAGCAUGUGAGGUCAGACGAGGACUUCCUGAAGGAGUGCUACCAACGACGAAGAGAGUGGCAGCCCCUGGAGCAACAUGGGGAGGCCAAACCAGAAGUGGCUGUCAAAGAUAAAACAAGGGAGGAAGAAAGAGAGGUGGAGAGCGACAGGGAGGCACAGGAAAUUGAUAAUAAGAGAGAGGAGGGGGCUCAUACUCCCAUUUCGGACAAACCCCUCCGCAGCUCUCCUGCCUCCACAAUCAGGAGCACCAGCACUCUGGAUAAUGCCUGGCACAGCAGCCCUUCUCCGAUAAAAACAUCCAGAAAUGGGACACUAACAAGGAGAACAGUGCCUCCAGAGUUUGCCAGAUCCCCCCUGGCUCACCCGGACAAGAGCGCUGCGGAGAGGAGGGCCAGCUUCCAGAGGAGAGACUCCAGAGAAGGAAGCCCCUGGUCCUGGAAGACUUUGGCAUCACGAGAGGUUACAGAGGUGACGGAGGUGACAGAGACGAUCGUAACUGAAAUAGUGGAAGUGACAGAGUAUCCGUCUGGAGACAAGGGAGGGGACCCCAUAGUCACCAGAACUGUUAGAGUCCUGAAUGGUGUCGCCCGAGGAACUCGCUGAGCUCCAAAGUGAUGGACACUCAAGUUCAGACCAGGAUUCCAGCCUGGAUAGAUGGAGGGGAACAAGAUCUGCCUUGGCACUGAGGGAUGUGUCAACAGAUUCUGACACAUUUCUCCAAAACCUGGAAGCUUUGCUCACAUGGGUCUGUGAGAUAGAGGAGCUCACUGCCAAUCAGAAACCCCCAUCUUCAGAGGUCAAAGUGGUGAAAGCACAGCUCCAAGAACAAAAGCUCUUGCAGCGCCUCCUAACUGACCGAAGGCGUAGUAUGGACUCUAUGAUGCUGGAGGGCCCUCGGCUGGUGGAGGCCCACCCCGGAGAGGAGGGGGAGGAGGCAAAGGUCAAGCUCUCCACUCUCAAACAGAAGUGGGAGGCCUUACAGCUGGAGGCAGAGCAAAGGAGAGCGAGUCUGGAGCUCAUUCUGCCCAGGGCCCAACUCUUCCAGGAAGGAGUAGACAGCUUGCAGCAAUGGCUCAUAUCUGUGGAACAGACCCUAGCUGAACUACGAAAUGCAGAGAGAGUGAUGCUGCAUAUCUCAGAGGCCACAGAUAGGGCCAAGGCUGUUGUUGAAGAGAUUCAAGUCAAAACUGCUGAGCUAGGGAAAAUACAAAAGUCAGGUCAUGAUCUGAUGGAAGCAAUUUCAGAGGAGGAAGCCCAGCAGGUUCAGGAGAAGAUGGAUGCUCUGCGUAUCCGUUGCUCUGUGCUGAGUCUAAGCAGUCUGGACGUGCUGCAGAGGCUGGAGCAGGCCCUGGAGGCCUCCAGCCGCUGUACCUCCAGCCAGGAGGACCUCCACCUGUGGUUAGGCCGCAUCGAGAGGGAGCUUCUAGGGGCAGCAGGAGCACAGACACAUGCUGGAGAUGCAGUACUGUGUGCAGCUGAGAGACAGAGGCUGGAACAGGCAGUGGUGAAGGAGAUGGCUUGGUUCAGAGACACAGCGCUGAGUCUUGAAAAGCUGAAAACCAUUCAUCUGGAUCCAGAGCUCAUAGCAGAACAACUCUAUGAGCAGAAGAUUUUGGCAGUGGAGAUUCUCCAACACAGGUUCAACAUUGAGAAGAUGGUGAAGAUUGCAGAAAUCUUGCUGACAUACAGUGAUGAAGGAGAAACAGGCGAUUUGCGGACCCCAUUAGAGGCCUUACAGGAACAAUGCAACACCACCUCAGCUACCAAUUCCCACGUGGUCCUGCAGCUUGAGCACGCUCAGUCACUUCUUCUCCAGUUCUCAGAAGGCCUUGCUGAGGUUUCACCCUGGCUUGAGGAAACUCAAACCCUGAUUGGCCAGCUGUCCCUGAGCACAAUUAGCUAUGAGGCAUUUCGGGAACAACAGGACCUCUUACAGGGUCUGAGGGAGUCUAUAGCAGAACACAGACCCUUGAUAGCACGCUUAUGCUCUCUGGCAAAACGCUUGUCAGAACUAAACCCCAUUCAUGGGGAUGAGUUCUGUCGAAAGGCUACAGAGGCUGAGGAGCAGCAUAGAGCCAUCAGAGACCGGGUCAGAGAAACUGCUAAUCUACUUGAGGAGUCCUUGCCUCGGUUCACGCAGCUGAAUGAGAGAAUGACCCUUAUCAGAGAGAGUCUUGACCGCCUGCGCAGUCGCAUACAGACUCCCAGCUCUCUUCAAGGCCUCACCCCAAGGAUCCAGGAGCAGCUGCAGGACAACAAGCACACCCUGUCUGAGCUGUCCAAGCUGGAGCUGGGCCUUGGCAGUGUCAAGACACAGGCAGAUGAGCUGCUGGCUAACACACAGGCAGCUGGUGAUGGAUCUGUCGGCACAGCAAUCCAGGAGCGAGUGUCCAGCCUGUCCCAUCUGUUGGAUGAGACGCAUACUCAGGCACAGGAGAGGGAAUGCUGGCUGCUCAAACUCUUGGAUCUUGCCUUGAAGUUCUGGAGUGAUGUCAGCGAUGUCACGGCUGCUCUCAAUGAUGCUCAGCAGGCAGUUUUGGAUCUCAAUGCUAGUCGGACAGACUCCGAAACAAUCCGCCAGAGCCUUGAGACCAUGCAGACUCUCAGGGAGGAUAUUGACAGUUUCCAGGGAGAUCUGGACACCCUUGGCGUUUUGGGAAUGGAUCUGAUGUCAGCAUGUGGCGAUACAGACAAACCAGAUGUCACAAAGAGCUUAGAUGAACUCUAUUGCACAUGGAACAACUUGAGCAAACUGUGGAACGAAUGUCACAAAAAGCUGGAGGAGUCCUUGCAUAUGGCACUACAUUAUCAAGACACUAUGCAGGGUCUUUUUGAGUGGUUGAAGUCAGCUGAGCUGAGGUCUACUGAAGAGUUCAUGGUAGGGACUGACCUGGAAUCAGUCAAGGAGCAGCUAUGUGAUCUCAAGGAAUUUAAGCGAGAACUUUACCAGAAGAAAAUAGAGAUAGAAAGCCUGAACCAUCGCUUUGUGUGCCGGCUGUCUCCAGGCUCGGAGCGUCCAGGCUCCGUCUCACCGCUGUGUGACUUCAGACAGCGCUGGGACAGCUUGGAGUCAGAGACUGUCGGCAGACAGCAUCAGCUGGAGUGUGCUCUGCUGGGUCUGGGUCAGUUCCAAAACACUCUGGAUGAGCUGCACACAUGGCUUUCCUGGACCGCUGAACAACUGCAGGGCAGCCAGCCAAUCAGCAUCGACCUGCAGGCCUGUGAAAUAGAGCUGGCCAAGCACAAGGUCUUGCGUAAUGAUGUCAUGUCUCAUGUUCGCACGAUGGAGUCCCUGAACCAGGCAGGCAGGGGGCUGCUGGAGAUUGGGUCCGUGGACAGCCCGCAUGGUCUGCAGUCUCGACUGGAGCAACUCAAUGAAAGCUGGGAGUUUGUCCGCUGCGAGACUGAACGCAGGCAGCUGGAAUUAGAGAACAGACUGAGUCAGGUACAAGAUGUUACGAUGGAGAUUCAGGAUCUUCUGCAGUGGCUGGAGAACACAGACCUGAGACUGUCCUCCACUAAAACCACGUGGAGUAUGCCGGACUCUGCCAGUGAACGGCUCAGUGCACACUUGGAGCUGUGCAAUGAGAUGGAGUCAAAGCUCCAUGCCUACACAGAUGUGAAGAAUGCCAUUCACAGGAUGCUGGAGAGCAGCAAUGUUGUCCGGGGAUCGAGCACCGAACACAGCCUAUCUAUUCUUGAACAGAAAUGGGCGUCUGUUUACAGCAAAGUCCAGGAGCGAAAGGUAAAGCUUACAGAAGGAUUGAGUCUGGCUAAGGAGUUCCACAGUAAUGUCCAGGAUCUUCUCACUAAGAUGAGCAAGUGUGAAGAGUCUAUUGGGCUUCUUCCUGCUCCCAGCUUUGUUCUGGACACAGUUUGUACUCAACUGCAGGAUCACAGAACACUGGUGAAUGAGGUGAACGGUUACGGCGAGAAGAAGGCCACAGUGCAGCACACAGCAUGCAGACUAACAGAGCUGAGCAGGAAGGAAGACUGUGACGUCAUUCAUAACUUAAUCAUGACCGUCCAGGAUCGCUACAAAAAGCUACAGCAGCGCGCUUCAGAGAGAGGCAGGACGCUGGAGGAGGUCAAAAAGAAUGCCAAACAGUUUAAUGAAUCGUGGCGCAUGCUUGUAGACUGGAUGACAGAGGUAGAACAGACAUUAGACACACAUAAAGAGAUUGCUGUGUCCCACAAGGAGAUCAAACAACAACUGACUGAACAGAAGGAGUUCCAGAAACUGCUGAGGUCAAAGAGGCCCAUGUACGAAGCUACAUCGAAGAAUGGACGCAGCCUCCAUGAAAGAGCUCAAACCAGCCGUGAUAGACAGCAUCUGGAAAAUCUACUGGCUGAACUCAAAGACACAUGGGACACCAUCAGUGGCAAGUCUAUGGAGAGACAACACAAGCUGGAGGAAGCACUGCUGUUCUCAGGUAGAUUCACUGAUGCUCUCCAGGCACUGAAUGACUGGCUGUAUAGAGCGGAGCCACAACUAGCUGAGGAUGUCCCUGUUGGUGGAGACAAAGACAUGGUACACAACCUGAUAGACAAACACAAGGCCUUCCAAAAGGAGUUAGGGAAGCGAGCCGGAUGCAUUAGGACCCUGAAGCGCUCUGUGAGGGAUCUGACCAGGAGCAGCACUGCUGACGCUCACUGGCUGCAGGAGCAGAUGGAUGAACUGGAGGGCCGCUGGGAGGCUGUGUGCAAAUUGUCAGUCAGCAAGCAAGACAGACUGGAGGUUGCACUUCAGCAGGCUGAAAAGUUUGAUGGCCUUGUCCACUCUUUCAUGGAACGCCUCACUGAGGCAGAGAGGAUACUGAAAUAUGGGGUGAUACCAGAGGAGGAGGAAGGUUUGCUUGCUUUCCGCAAACAACACGAGGAAUCAAUGGGUGCCUUGCAGGCUCAGGCAGUGGAGUUACAGAACAUCCAGUGUCUGGGUGAGGAGAUCCUGGCCUCCUGUCACCCAGACUCUAUAAUCACCCUAAAAUCUUGGAUCAGUGUCACCAAGACCCGCUAUGAGGAGGUUCAGACCUGGGCACAGCAGCAGGGUCAGAAGAUCCAGGCCAGUUUGGCAGCUCUGGAGGCAGAGAGAGAGGACGUCCAGAGGCUACUGGACUGGAUCUCCUCAGCACAGGAAGCCCUCAACCUCAGAGACCAAGAGCCUCUGCCUGAAACCACAGAGCAGAACCAAGAACUGAUUGAACAGCACAUAGUAUUCAUGGAGGAGUUGAAUAAAAAGUUUCCAGAGGUUGAACAUGCCACGAAGUCCUGCAAACACAAGAGCAUUUCGAAACAAGUUUCCCCCAGCAAACGACCACUUGCAAAGAGGAGGAGCACUCUGAAGCUGCAGCCUGCUGUACGGGUUCCCCUGGAGCACCUCGACCCCCAGACCCCAGAGCUCAGUCAGCUGGUCAGUCACUGGCAGAAACUUUGGCUCCUGGCUGUGACGAGACAAAACCGCCUGGAGCAACACCAGCAAACGCUCAAAGAGAUGGAAGAAUUUGCAAACUUCGACUUCAAUAUUUGGCGAAAGCGUUACAUACAGUGGAUUAGUCAUUUGAAGUCCCGGAUCUUAGACGUGUUCCGCAGCAUCGACCGGGACCAGGAUGGACGCAUCAGCCAGAAGGAGUUAAUUGAUUAUGUCCUUGCCUCCAAAUUUCCAACCAACUCUCUGGAGAUGAAUGCAGUGGCAAACAUCUUUGACAUGAACAGCGACGGCUUCAUUGACUACUAUGAGUUUGUGAGUGCGCUUCACCCUAGCAGAGAUCCCUACAGGAAAACACUGGACGCAGAUCAAAUCAACGAAGAGGUGAGUCGACAGGUAUCACAGUGUAACUGUCCCAAGAGGUUCCAAGUGGAGCAAAUAAGUGCCAAUAGAUACAAGUUUGGAGAUUCCCAACAGUUGCGGAUGGUUCGUAUCCUGCGUAGCACGUUGAUGGUCAGAGUAGGAGGAGGCUGGACUGCUCUAGAUGAGUUCCUGGUCAAGAAUGACCCCUGCAGAGUGAAAGGCAGGACUAACCUGAAGAUCAAGGAGAAGUACUUGUCUCCUGCAGGAAGCACUUCUAAGGGUCUGACUGUCAGCAGGUCUAACUCAAGCCUCAGCCUCUACAGCAGUGCCUCCGCCCCCACCAGCCCCAUGACACGCAAGGCAUUACUCCGCAGAAGUUUCUCAGGAGACCGCUGCAUCCGUCCCAGGAGCUCCAUCGCUGCUUUGGGGUCUGAUCUACAGUUUGUCACAACAGGGGGGGAUGAUUCUCCCUCACCAUCAGACGAAGCUGAGAGGUUACCCACAUGAUUGCCCCUGAGAACCAUGUGUAUGCUGCAGUGCUGAACCCAAACACAGCCUUGGGGCCCCAAAACAAAGUGAUAAGCAGAAGUAAUGUGAUGGAGGGGCCAAAAAACAAUGCAUCAGCCACAUCUGAAAAGCAGACACUGACAGAAAAGUACAGCGAAGUUCACCAGAGGUGAUGCUAAAGGGUCUUUAACUCUGAUAAAUCUGCUUGAAGACCAUGUCUUCUCUGUGGAUAUUGAGGAAGUCAGUCCAGAUACAAGACAAAGAUUUGUUUGUCCCAUGUUACAUUUCAAACAAUAGUAUCUGAUUGUGUAGAGAGUAGGAACUGAAAAGUUCUGCAUGGAUGCUUAUUGCAUGAUAGCCAGAGCCUUGCUUAAAUCAGAUUUUGUUUUUUUCCCAGCUUGUUAUUCUUUUUUGGUUGUAAAGAUGAGCAAAAUCAGACGGCACCAGAACCCAAGAAUAAUGCUCCGUCAUGAGCAGUAAUGUGGUGUAACUGAUUUAAAAGUGUCUUACAGCAAGAACACAUUUGUACAUGGGUUGUAAAGGUGAUGUACUGUCUGACUGCCCCAACUAGCAUCCAAAAAACACAUAUACCAAAACCAAGUAUGUGAAGGGUACAGUAUGCUGUCCUUCAACUUUGUGAAAUUUUUGUUUUUAUUUCAUUCCAUGAAGAUGACAUUGUUGGCAGGGCCACACUGUUUUUGUCUUUUACCUUUUUUGACACCAUGUUUUGAAAUAAUUAUGUAUUUUUUAUUGUUCUUUAUUGUAAGGAUGUUUUAAACACUGGAGAUUGUGUGAUGAACAAUGCACUGAAGUACGACAGGUCAUUGUUGAUUUGUAGAGAUUAUUUUCUCAGGAUUGGUUUUGCCUUUGGAUGUAUGUAUUUCUAUGGAACAUUACGGUGAAAGUGUAGAUAUUUUGUUUUCAUUCAACAUUGUACUUCCUGGGAAAGUUUUGUUUAGCACAUUCUUUUCAUAAAAAUGCACUUUUCUGUGUCCAACUACUGUAGAUUUGUUUUGCUGAGUGGGUAAUUUGGCAUUUGUCACCAGUAAGAGAAUUAAUUUUUCAUGAGAAUGCACUGGAGGUGAUAUGUCUGGUUGACCAGUGUAAUUCCUUUCAGUGAAAUCUACCUUUUAGUUUCCUUGUUUUCCCUUUCCAGCCUCUUUUACCAAAAGCAGUAUAUUUUAAAUUCUCUGUAUUUCUGUUUUGAUGUUUUUAGUCUCUGACCUCCAAUCCAUUCAGCAUUUCUCACAACUGUUUUGAUUUUAUUACUCUACUUUAAAAGGUGUUUAAAAAACAUGCGAGGCACUACUUCAGUUUCCUCCAAGGUUUCCUCCUGAAGAUACCAAUAUGCAUUGUUUCAGCAAAAAAUACUGAAAUAGAUUUUCCCCGAGAGAGAAGCAACUGCAGCUCCACCAUCAGACUGCACAAGCUGUUCAGUGUUGCACUGUGCCUGGCUUUCACUCUGGUUUCAUUAUAUACUGUAGCAGUUAAUACUUCACAAUAUGUUAUCAGCAGUGUAAAGUUACUGUAUUUGUAUGUGUACGUUUGUACUAGAUCUACCUGAGGUUGAAGACAGUAGCUUAUGUACCUAAUUGCAUUUGGUCUAUGCAGUUGUCAAAAUGAUUUUUUAAAAUCAAAAAUGUUUUUACAUGAUAAAGUACCUUUUCCUCUUGGCCUCAAUGUGUUGAUGUUGGAGAAGGUUGAAAUUUUACUGUACUGUAAAAAUACAAUAGGCAGAUUUAACUUCUAUUGCUAUGCACCCUAAUCUUUCUGUACUGUAAAUGUUUCUAUACUCAGUGCUCAUUCUGAUGUCUAAUUUAGGGAAACUGUAGAUGAAUGUCACUAAUAAUUUUACGUCUACUUGUAUAAAAAUAAAUCUUUUUGUAAUAAAAA